CAGAAAAGAAAAAAAAAUGGAAAACCUUAUUUAACCACGACUAACGUAGUCGUUAAACCAAAUUAUUAAAAAUACGCCCGAAGAAGAAUCACUCGACACGGGUUCCCGUGUUCACUCCAGUUGGCUCACAAUAUUUCCUUCUCUCACCCGUUUUUUUGUUUUUUUUUAAAGAAACCAGAAAAGGAGAGAGAGCAAAACAGAGAUAGAGGUAGAGCUAGCUAGGGUUUAUCUCGCAUCAAAUAUUUUCGAAAAAUCUCUAGUUGAAAUCUGGAGAUCAAUGGCGUGCGUUUAUAUACCGGUUCAGAACUCAGAAGAGGAAGUGCGGGUGGCUUUGGAUCAGCUUCCACGAGACGCUUCUGAUAUUCUUGAUAUCCUCAAAGCUGAACAAGCUCCUCUUGAUCUUUGGCUCAUCAUCGCGAGGGAGUACUUUAAACAAGGGAAGAUUGAACAAUUUCGACAAAUUCUCGAAGAAGGAUCCAGUCCUGAAAUAGACGAAUAUUAUGCUGAUGUUAGAUACGAGAGGAUUGCUAUCCUAAAUGCUUUAGGGGCUUACUACAGCUACCUUGGAAAAAUUGAGACAAAACAAAGAGAAAAAGAGGAACAUUUUAUUCUGGCUACUCAAUAUUACAAUAAAGCGUCAAGAAUUGAUAUGCAUGAGCCUUCGACUUGGGUUGGCAAAGGUCAGCUUCUCCUGGCAAAAGGUGAAGUAGAACAGGCGUUUGCUGCGUUUAAAAUUGUUUUGGAAGGAGAUCGUGAUAAUGUUCCUGCUCUUCUUGGUCAGGCAUGUGUUGAGUUCAACCGCAGUCGUUAUUCUGAUUCAUUGGAGUUAUACAAGAGGGCCUUGCAAGUAUUUCCUAAUUGUCCUGGGGCCGUCAGACUCGGUAUUGGUCUCUGUCGAUAUAAAUUGGGUCAAUUUGAAAAAGCUAGACUGGCAUUUCAGCGGGUUUUACAGUUAGACUCAGAAAAUGUUGAAGCUCUUGUUGCACUUGCAAUUAUGGAUUUGCAAGCAAAUGAAGCUUCUGGGAUUCAAAAAGGAAUGGACAAAAUGCGUAGGGCUUUUGAGAUAUAUCCCUAUUGUGCAAUGGCACUAAACUAUCUAGCAAAUCACUUUUUCUUCACUGGCCAACACUUUUUAGUGGAGCAACUGACUGAAACAGCUCUUGCUGUCACCAAUCAUGGACCAACAAAGUCACAUUCUUAUUAUAAUCUAGCACGCUCUUACCAUAGCAAGGGGGAUUAUGAAAAAGCUGGGUUCUAUUACAUGGCAUCUAUCAAGGAAAUCAAUAAGCCCCAUGAAUUUGUAUUUCCGUACUAUGGUUUGGGACAAGUGAAACUAAAGUCAGGAGAUUUUAGGAGUGCACUUUCAAACUUUGAAAAAGUUUUAGAGGUUUACCCUGAUAACUGUGAGACAUUGAAGGCUCUUGGGCACAUAUAUGUUCAGCUUGGUCAGGUUGAAAAGGCCCAAGAAUUUAUGAGAAAGGCCAUAAAAAUUGACCCCCGUGAUGCACAGGCAUUUCUUGAUCUUGGUGAGUUGUUAAUUUCAUCUGACACAGGAGCUGCUCUUGAUGCCUUCAAAACAGCACGUUCUCUAAUGGAAAAGGGAGGUCAAGCUGUGCCAAUAGAAGUGCUCAACAAUAUUGGCGUUCUACAUUUUGAAAGGGAAGAGUUUGAGCUAGCCUUGGAAAGUCUCAACAAGGCUCUGGGAGAUGGUAUAUGGCUUAUAUUAACUGGGAAUAAGCCAAAAUCCUAUGUUAUUGAAGCCAGUGCAUCUAUCCUUGACUACAAGGAUAUGCAGUUAUUUCAUCGACUGGAAGAAGAUGGUCUUCCUGUAGAACUACCCUGGAAUAAAGUAACAGUUGUAUUUAACCUGGCCAGAUUACAUGAGCAGUUACAUAACACUGGAACUGCAAACAUAUUGUAUCACCUGAUAUUGUUCAAGUAUCCAGACUACGUUGAUGCUUAUCUGAGGCUUGCUGCCAUAGCAAAAGCUCGAAGUAAUCUUCAAUUAAGCAUUGAACUGGUUAAUGAGGCACUGAAGGUGAAUGACAAAUGCCCCAAUGCGUUAUCUAUGCUUGGUGACUUGGAGCUUAAGAAUGAUGACUGGGUUAAGGCAAAGGAAACAUUUCGUUCCGCAAGUGAUGCAACUGAUGGGAAAGAUUCCUAUGCUAUUCUUUCUCUGGGGAACUGGAACUACUUUGCAGCAAUUCGCAAUGAGAAAAGAGCUCCUAAGUUGGAAGCUACCCAUUUGGAAAAAGCCAAGGAACUCUAUACAAGAGUCCUUGUUCAGCAUACAGCUAAUUUAUAUGCUGCUAAUGGUGCUGGAGUGGUUUUGGCUGAAAAAGGUCACUUUGAUGUUUCAAAAGAUAUUUUUACUCAGGUUCAAGAAGCUGCAAGUGGGAGUGUUUUUGUCCAAAUGCCAGAUGUGUGGAUAAAUUUGGCUCAUGUUUUCUUUGCUCAAGGAAAUUUUGCUUUGGCUGUAAAAAUGUAUCAAAAUUGCUUGCGGAAGUUCUAUUACAAUACAGACUCUCAAAUUCUUCUCUACCUUGCUCGGACUCAUUAUGAAGCUGAACAAUGGCAAGAGUGCAAGAAAACUCUGUUGAGAGCCAUCCACUUAGCUCCGUCAAAUUACACACUAAGGUUUGAUGCAGGAGUAGCAAUGCAGAAGUUCUCGACAUCAACAUUACAGAAGGAAAAGCGAACUGCAGAUGAGGUACGUUCAACAGUUGCAGAGCUAGAGAAUGCUGUUCGUAUAUUUAGUCAAUUGUCUGCUGCAUCCAACCUUCAUCUUCAUGGAUUUGAUGAGAAGAAGAUUAACACCCAUGUUGAGUACUGCAAACACUUGCUUGUAGCAGCAAAAGUUCACCGAGAAGCAGCUGAGCGUGAAGAGCAGCAGAACAGGCAGAAACAAGAAGCAGCUCGUCAACUUGCAUUGGCUGAGGAAGCCCGCCGUAAGGCUGAAGAGCAAAGAAAAUACCUGUUGGAGAGAAGAAAACAAGAAGAUGAGCAGAAAAGACUCCAGCAGGCAGAGGAACAUUUUAAGCGUGUACAGGAGCAAUGGAAGAGUAGCACCCCUGCAUCCAAGCGAAGGGAAAGGUCUGAAGUUGAUGAUGAAGAUGGUGGGCAUAGUGAGAAGAGAAGAAAAGGUGGAAAGAGGAGAAAGAAGGACAAGAAUAAAUCACGUUAUGAGAGGGAUGAUGAGGAACCUUACAUGAUGGAUGAUCGGGAAGAAUUGGGAGAUGAAGAUGCCAACAUGAAUUAUGGGGAAUCCACAACACAGAUGAAUGAUCAGGAUGAUGACAAUGGAGAAAAUGCUCAGGAUCUUCUUGCUGCUGCUGGAUUAGAAGAUUCUGAUGUGGAGGAUGAGGCGGCUGCCGCACCUUCAUCAGCUGCAGGACGCAGGAGGCGGGCAUGGUCAGAAUCUGAUGAUGAUGAACCUUUACAUAGGGGGACAGAGUCGAGUCCUGUCAGAGAGAACUCGGCUGAGCUACAGGAGAGUGAUGGAGAGAUUAGGGAGGAUAACAGUAAGCUAAAUGGAGGUGGUGGGCUUGAUGAGGAGGAUUGAGGUGGAGCAAACGGGAAGUAGUUCAUUUGUUUUGAUUGUGGAGGGGAUCACAAUGUUGUUUAUAGAUGAUGCCGUUUUUUAUUUAAGAGCCAAUCUUCAUGUUGUACAUUACAGUGAUGUUAAUAGACAUCUUUCUUCAAAUCUUUUAAGGUUCCUUGGAAGCCGUGGGUUCACCAAUGUAAGUGAAAGUAUUUCCACGUUAGUGUAAUAGAGCCAAAGCCCGCACUUGUAUUC
Molecule: messenger RNA, 3796 nt
Organism: Theobroma cacao (cacao)
Lineage: Eukaryota; Viridiplantae; Streptophyta; Magnoliopsida; Malvales; Malvaceae
Gene: ELF8
Product: binding protein
Biological process (GO): transcription elongation by RNA polymerase II; regulation of DNA-templated transcription
Cellular component (GO): Cdc73/Paf1 complex
Molecular function (GO): RNA polymerase II complex binding
Source: RefSeq, a predicted model, not a curated record